This is a messenger RNA of Lodderomyces margitis, 765 nucleotides long. RefSeq names its product 60S ribosomal protein uL2 (gene RPL2). The record is from RefSeq and is a predicted model, not a curated record. Gene Ontology annotation, cellular component: ribosome; cytosolic large ribosomal subunit. Gene Ontology annotation, molecular function: structural constituent of ribosome; RNA binding. The transcript has 2 exons. The coding region runs from base 1 to 765 and encodes 254 amino acids. Gene Ontology annotation, biological process: cytoplasmic translation. Lineage: Eukaryota; Fungi; Ascomycota; Pichiomycetes; Serinales; Debaryomycetaceae.
AUGGGUAGAGUCAUUCGUAACCAAAGAAAGGGUGCUGGUUCCAUCUUCACCUCACACACCAGAUUGAGAAAAGGUGCCGCCAAAUUGAGAACCUUGGAUUACGCCGAACGUCAUGGAUACAUCCGUGGUGUCGUCAAGCAAAUCAUCCACGAUCCAGGUAGAGGUGCCCCAUUAGCCAAGGUUGCUUUCCGUGACCCAUACAGAUACAAGUUGAGAGAAGAAACCUUCAUUGCUAACGAAGGUGUUUACACUGGUCAAUUUGUCUACGCCGGUAAGAAGGCUUCAUUGAAUGUUGGUAACAUUUUGCCAUUGGGAUCUUGUCCAGAAGGUACUAUCGUUUCAAACGUUGAAGAAAAAGUUGGUGACAGAGGUGCUUUAGGUAGAACUUCUGGUAACUAUGUUAUCAUUAUCGGACACAACCCAGACGAAAACAAGACCAGAGUAAAAUUGCCAUCCGGUGCUAAGAAGAUCAUUUCUUCAGACGCCAGAGGUGUCAUUGGUGUUGUUGCUGGUGGUGGUAGAAUCGAUAAACCAUUAUUGAAAGCCGGUAGAGCCUUCCACAAAUACAAGGUCAAGAGAAACUCAUGGCCAAAGACCAGAGGUGUUGCCAUGAACCCAGUUGAUCACCCUCAUGGUGGUGGUAACCAUCAACAUAUUGGUAAAGCUUCUACUAUCUCUAGAGGUGCUGUUUCAGGUCAAAAAGCAGGUUUGAUUGCUGCUAGAAGAACUGGUUUGUUACGUGGUACUCAAAAAACCGCUGAUUAA